GCGUCAUUUAUUGAAGUUUUCGUCGUGCGUUCUUCGUUUGUGGUGACUGGGUCGCCGGCUUUUAUUUUUACAUGAAAAGUAAUAAUUAAUAUUUAGAUUGCAAGGUCCCAAAAUGAAGUACUUUCUUUUGCUAGCAGUGGGCGUCCUGUUAUUAGCAGGAUGGUCCCACGGGCAGGACGAUGGCAUCGGGGUGGGCACAGUGGAGGAGGUAACUGUUGAUGCCGAUCUCGGCGCCUCAAGAGAAGGAUCCAGAACUGACGCGGAAGCCGUGCUACGUGAGGAGGAAGCGAUUUCGCCGGACACAUUGAGCGUGGCGCAGCAGAGAGAGAUGCGUGAGCGCGCUCAGAACUUCACUUUCCAGACUGAAGUGAAUCGUAUGAUGAAGCUCAUUAUCAAUUCGCUUUACAGAAAUAAGGAGAUCUUUUUGAGAGAAUUGAUCUCCAACGGCUCAGACGCGUUGGAUAAGAUCCGUCUUCUGUCUCUGACGAACCGAGACGUGCUGGACGCCACGAGCGACCUCAGCAUCCGCAUCAAAGCGGAGCCCGAGAAGCGCCUGCUGCACAUCAUAGACACCGGCGUCGGCAUGACCAAGAACGACCUGGUGCAGAAUCUCGGCACGAUCGCCAAGUCCGGCACGGCCGACUUCCUGUCGAAGAUGCAGGACAACGAUAAGCAGAGCAACAGCCAGGAGAUGAACGACAUGAUCGGGCAGUUCGGCGUGGGCUUCUACUCGGCCUUCCUGGUGGCGGAGCGCGUGACCGUGGUGUCCAAGCACAACGACGACCGCCAGCACGUGUGGGAGUCCGACGCCAGCGCCUUCAGCGUGGCCGAGGACCCGCGCGGCGACACGCUCAGGCGCGGCACGCACAUCACGCUACAUCUGAAGGAGGAGGCGGCUGACUACCUACAGCCUGACACGAUCCGCGGGCUGGUGAAGAAGUACUCUCAGUUUAUCAACUUCCCUAUCUACCUGUGGGCCUCGCGCACCGAGACCGUCGAGGAGGUGGAGCCCGAAUCGUCCCCUGACAGCGCUGAUGGAGAUGAAGACGCGCAGGUAGAAGAUGCUACUGAAGAGAAGAGUGAGCCUAAGAAGACAGAGAAGACAGUCUGGGACUGGGAGCUUAUGAACGACAACAAACCUAUCUGGACCCGCAAGCCCUCUGAAGUCAAUGAUGAGGAGUAUAACCAGUUCUAUAAGAGUCUCACCAAGGACACCGCCACCCCGCUCGCCAAGUGAGUGUUCACUGCUCACUGCACACUAUCCUGGACUUAGCAUUCCAUCAUUUCAUUUACUUGUCACAGUUGAAAUUUAUCAGUAUUGGAAUUUUUUCUAAUGAUUCAAAUAAAAGAUCUGCUUUACU
This is a messenger RNA of Zerene cesonia (dogface butterfly), 1361 nucleotides long. RefSeq names its product endoplasmin-like. The record is from RefSeq and is a predicted model, not a curated record. The transcript is spliced from 6 exons. The coding region runs from base 113 to 1237 and encodes 374 amino acids. Gene Ontology annotation, molecular function: ATP binding; ATP-dependent protein folding chaperone; ATP hydrolysis activity. NCBI's taxonomy places the organism in Eukaryota, Metazoa, Arthropoda, Insecta, Lepidoptera, Pieridae. Gene Ontology annotation, biological process: protein folding.